GAUCAUGACUGCCCAGCGUGGCAACGCGAGGCUUCCAAACUUACAGGUACCUAAUGCCUGAGCCUUUAAUUCUACCAGGUAGCAGGUACACUAAGUUGUCUCAUCACGCGAGACGGCGUCCGCCAUUCUACCCUUCCUUAUCUUUUUUACUUUGUAAAUAUCAUAAAAACCUACCUAACGCAGCAUACUACUCCUCGUCCUGCCUCGCUGCAUCUACCUACAACCCUCAUUCCGAGCCGGCACCAGUGUUUUCUUCCGCCUCAUAUCCACCCGACUCAUUCUAACAAAUAAGCCUCCGCUCUACAACCCCCACGAUGUUGAAGAUAUGGUCUAUGAAAUCUGCCCAGCAAAAAGCAGAAAAUGCUGAUGGCGCAGCUGGGAAAAAGAAGAAGGUCACACCCGCUCAACUACGGGUACAAAAAGAUCUCUCCGAGCUAUCUUUAGGAUCGACUAUGAAAACGAUAUUCCCCGACCCGGAUGAUAUCCUCAACUUCGUGCUCGAAAUCACACCGGAUGAGGGCAUCUACCAGAACGGAUUAUUCACCUUCACAUUCACCAUGGGCCCGAACUACCCGCAUGAGCCGCCCAAGGUGCGCUGUCAGCAAAAGAUCUACCAUCCCAACAUCGAUCUCGAGGGCAAGGUGUGCCUGAAUAUUCUGCGCGAGGACUGGAAACCGGUGCUUAACCUGAACGCUGUCAUUGUCGGUCUACAGUUCCUAUUUCUCGAACCGAACGCCUCGGAUCCUCUAAAUAAAGAAGCUGCAGACGAUCUACGUUCGAGCCGCGACAACUUCCGAAGAAACGUGCGUGCCUCUAUGAGCGGUGGUUCGAUACGUGGAGUUACAUACGAUCGGGUGCUCUCUGCAGGUAGGUAAGAACUGGCAGGAUGUAAAGGACUUAACGACGAGGCAUUUUGCGAACAAAAAGGCGUUUCAGUCCAGUCGGACUAUAUGAUAUACUCGAGCUGGCACAAUAAGGAACCCUAUGCAGAUCGGCUGAUGCUCAAAUGUAAGGGGGCAAGAUGAGACCAAAGGAAUAAGUUUUAGACUGGCUUUGCGGACGGCACAUAGCAAGGCGUUUAUGAGGGUGUCGCAUUUACUCCAAGGCAUCAAGGAGACUGUCAAUAUCGUCUCUGCUUUUAGUAUUUUGCAGCUAUAAAUCACUUUAUGGCCAGGCAUUAUGCUUAUUCCUUUCCAUGGACGACCAAUGACCACAUCACGAUAGAUAGAUAGUAGUAUAUGAAUAUGACGAAAUUAUACGAAAUUAUCACUA
Molecule: messenger RNA, 1272 nt
Organism: Daldinia loculata
Lineage: Eukaryota; Fungi; Ascomycota; Sordariomycetes; Xylariales; Hypoxylaceae
Product: putative NEDD8 conjugating enzyme
Exons: 3
Source: RefSeq, a predicted model, not a curated record